This is a messenger RNA of Hemibagrus wyckioides, 3450 nucleotides long. RefSeq names its product transforming growth factor, beta 1a (gene tgfb1a). NCBI's taxonomy places the organism in Eukaryota, Metazoa, Chordata, Actinopteri, Siluriformes, Bagridae. Gene Ontology annotation, cellular component: extracellular region. Gene Ontology annotation, biological process: transforming growth factor beta receptor signaling pathway; BMP signaling pathway; regulation of cell population proliferation. The coding region runs from base 1367 to 2506 and encodes 379 amino acids. Gene Ontology annotation, molecular function: type II transforming growth factor beta receptor binding; growth factor activity; cytokine activity. The record is from RefSeq and is a predicted model, not a curated record. The transcript has 9 exons.
GAACAAGAAAGAAAAAAAAAAGGAAGAGAAGAUAUGAGAACAAGAGGGAUAGUUGUUAGUUAAGAGAGUCUUUUACAACUCAUAUUGUCACCAACAGAUUUGGUCUGGCAGAAAGAGUGUAAAACAAGAGUGAGCCCUGAGCCUGAAGGAGGUUGAGAGAGCACGUGAGAGAAAGAGCGAGAGAGAGAGAGAGCAGAAGAGGAGGUGUGAAGAGUGUCCUCAUCAGGGCUUAAAGCAUAAAAGUGGACGGGCAGUGAAGGAGAAGAAGAAAAGGAGGAAAAGAGGGAGAGGGAGUGGGAGUGCAACCCGAUCCCAGGACUUACACACUGCCGGCAGUGAGAACGCUUGCCUCAUAACUUCAACUACUGCUGUUGCUACUGACGCUCCGUUUUCAUCCAACACUCAUUGUUUUGGGCUGUUUUUCACUUUCGUUUCUAAUUCUGUAGACUUUUCUCCAAAGACGAUUUGUUUGACUGUUACAUCACUGAGCUGAAAAAUUACAAGCAGGCGACAACUUCAUCAGCGGGACUUGAAUUUAUAAUCAAGGCUGUAUCAGAGCCACUGGGGGAAUCUAUCUAGGAAACAAGGGGUCAUCAGAUCAAGAGUUUCACUGUAGGACCAAAAGAAAACAACGGAUGGUUGAGAGGUUUCCUAACGACGACCCGUGAAAAAGUAUAUAUCAGAACCAACUAAGAAGCAUUUAAGAAGCAGUAACUUGCACACAGUGCUUGUCAUUGUGUCCAUGUAGCAGUCGUUCUCCUAAGAGCAAGAAGUCUUCAGGACAGGGAGAGAAAGACGGGGAUUUCAGCCAGACCUGUGGUCUUGAACAAGUACUCCUGUGUGUGUUUGCCAGCAGAGAAGCAACACUGAAACCUGCAACUGAAAGCUUGUGUUUGGAGCAAAUGCUUAUGUAUUCGGUGUUUAUUUGUGUUCCAGUGUGGCCCUGACAUCACAUGUGCUCAGACCCUGGGGAGCGCUGCUUUGCGUCCACCCUCUGAGUAAGUGUGUGUGGGAGAGACAGCAAGAAACAAGAGUGAGACAGAUCGGCUCAUUUGGCAAGGGCGAAGUGAGGGAUAGUCACACACAAACUCUCCACCUUUGCAUGUGUACUGUCUGGGUUCAGGAGACAAACAGACACUGUGUGUCCUGGGAUUUCCCUCCACUAAUACACCCCAGCAUUCAUUGAGACCAAUAUUACAGGUGCUUUCCAUGAACUGUUUCAUCUUCAUCAGUAACAUCAGGAAACAUCCCAGUAUCUCCUCACCAAUCAGCAAGUGACUGUUUCAUCGCUGUCACGCUUGACGUCGGCCUUACCUGUCACUUUUUAGCCGAGUCGUGUACAUUUCUGAAUUAGAUCACCAUCACCAUGAGGCAACUUUGCUUGGCACUAGCUGUUGUUUGCUUGGCAUCUGUAGCUGCUGCCAUGUCCACCUGCAAGACUUUGGACCUUGAGGUGGUGAAGAGAAAGCGAAUCGAGGCCAUUCGUGGACAGAUCCUCAGUAAGCUGCGCAUGGCCAAGGAGCCCGAGCCUGAAGAGGAUGACAAAGAAGAUAACAUCCCAGUCAGUAUCAUCUCACUCUACAACAGCACCGUGGAGACCACCACAGAUCAGCAGAGCGAGCUGGUUCCUGCCUCGCAGCAACAGGAAGAAGAGGAGUACUUUGGCAAAGAGAUGCACAAAUUCGACAUGGCUCACUGGGCCAGUAAUUAUACAGAUAAAAAGCAGCUGUUCUUUAAUGUGAGUAAAAUGAAGCAGAGCAUCAAGGACUACAAACUCCUGACACAAGCCAAGCUCAGGCUGCGUGUGAAAGAUCCCACAAUCCAAAGCGGCAUGUCUCAGAGACUGGAGAUCUACAAGGGUCUGGGCAGUUCUGCUGAAUACCUGGAUUUCUAUGACAUCUCUAACGAUUUGCUAAACAAAUGGAUUUCCAUCGACAUAACAGAAACGGUCAAAGAGUGGCUCCAGUCUUCUGAAAACGAACAAGGAUUUGAGCUGAGGCUGUACUGUGGAUGUAGGAUGCCUGUGGAGGACUUCAAAUUUUCCAUCUCAGGUUUGACAAGUUUUAGAGGAGACAUAGAAACUCUUGGCGGCUUAAUGCCCAAGCCGUACAUUCUGGCCAUGUCUGUUCCUUCUGACGGUCAUAGCCCCUCUUCACGCAAAAAGCGGUCACCCACACCAGAACCAGCAUGUGAUGAAAAAACCGAGACGUGCUGCAUGCGGAAACUCUACAUCGAUUUCCGGAAGGAUCUCGGCUGGAAGUGGAUCCACAAGCCUAAAGGAUACUUUGCCAACUACUGCAUGGGCUCGUGUGCCUACAUCUGGAACGCUGAGAACAAAUACUCACAGAUUUUAGCUCUUUACAAGCAUCAUAACCCCGGUGCUUCGGCUCAACCGUGCUGUGUACCUCAAGUCCUGGAACCUCUUCCUAUCAUGUAUUAUGUGGGCAGACAAUACAAGGUGGAGCAGCUGUCCAACAUGGUAGUGAAAAGCUGCAAGUGCAGUUAAAGGUUUUUGAAGUUCCUUCAACUCGAGUUUUCUCUCCUACACACACAUACACACACACACACAGUGAUGGGGACUGAAGGUCUCUGAGUGAGAGAAAGGACCUAAAGAAGAGAAGCAGACCAAGUAAUGAAAAUGAGUAAAGAAGACUUCUGAAUUCUAGUCGUCAACGACAACCUAGUAGAUGUACAACAACAACGCCACCACCAACAACCAAAAUGUAUACUUCAUUUCAUUUUAGAAUUCAUUUCACUGUUGUAUUACUAUUAAUUUAUUGUCGCAUAGGACAAACUGCCUAAAUUUUAUCAUGUCUCAUAAAACUACAUGGCAGAAAUACACUGCUGAUUUAUUUCCAUAUGGUGCUGUUGGAAAAAAAAAAAAAAGGGACUAGCAGCGUCCACCCGAGGACAGUCCGUCCAGUGUUCUGGAGAAAGUAUAUAAAUGAAUGUGCUUACCAGCAAAUACCGAGAUGUUUGCACUAAUUCGUGGACACUGAAUCCCUAGAGGACAGCAACGUGGACCACAAGGACAGUUGACCUCGGGUUCUUCGGAAACUACUUUUAAAAAUAAAGACAGAUCCUUCUGUCGUUAUUCUGGACAGCUAUAUGUGAAACCCCCCCUGCUAAUAAAGGGGGCUUUACCUUGACUCCUUGACUGAAGGUUUCAUUGUGCUGCCGAUCCUGUGAUUUUAAUUCUGUAUAUUUCUAACAUGUACUUAGUCAAACUCAAAGAGCGAAACUUUCUUAUUCUACACAUCUAGUCAGAGUAUCAUUUAAGACAUCUAGAUACCUGUAUGCAUGAAGCGACACAAAGAGGGUAGGGGUUUGCACGACUACUAAUUUUUACUAGUUGACUAGUAAAACGUAUUUGACUAGUCGUCUUUUCCAGGUGAAGCGUAAGACUUUCAGGAUGUCUCUAUUUCAAGGGUUUUUUUUUUUUGUAUGUCU